Molecule: messenger RNA, 971 nt
Organism: Stylophora pistillata
Lineage: Eukaryota; Metazoa; Cnidaria; Anthozoa; Scleractinia; Pocilloporidae
Product: vesicle-trafficking protein SEC22a-like
Biological process (GO): retrograde vesicle-mediated transport, Golgi to endoplasmic reticulum; endoplasmic reticulum to Golgi vesicle-mediated transport
Molecular function (GO): SNAP receptor activity
Source: RefSeq, a predicted model, not a curated record
UCAUCUGCUGUUCACAAUGGUUCUGUUCGCGAUGAUUACGCGUGUUUCAGAUGGAAUGCCUUUGUCGGCUUCCACCGACCUCGACAUGCAUUUUGAGCUUAAAGAAAGCAAGAAGCUCGGCAAAAGUUUAGCGAGGAAAGCCAAUAAGUAUCCUACUAGAUGUGCCAUGCAAUGUGGAAAACAUAUGAUAUACUUUGUGAAGGCUGUUGGGGUUUGUUUCUUGGCUGUCUGUGAAGGAACCUAUCCUGCUGUUUUGGUUUUCUGUUUCCUUGAAGAGCUUCAGCGAGAGUUUGUGAUGACAUUUCAAAGUCAAGAUGUUCAAAGAGCAAAGAGACCAUAUUCAUUCAUAGAAUUUGGUGAGCGAUAUUCGCUAAUUGAUGAGAUUUUACAUCGGUCCAUGAAUUUUCUUUCAGGCCCAGCAAGACAUCUUGAACCCUUGACAUGGAAAAGUCUCACUGCCUGUGUUUUAGCAGGAAUUUGUGGACUUCUGAACUUUCUUAGAUGUUUGCCAUUUUUAAAUGUUAUAGUACUUGAUGAUGAAGCUAAUGAUACUUGGUUCUCGGCUGUUGGGUUUUUCCUUGCUGGUGUUUUGAACUGUUGCCAGCUUCAGCUCCUAUUGUUUUCUGUCAGAUGGAGGAUGCCACUGACCAGAUUAUUAUUUGCCCUGCUUCUCCUUUUGAUUUAUCUGCUACGAAGCCUUCGAAACAUCUGGCAAAUUCUCUUCCACCUGGCAGUUGCUGCCUUUGUAUUAUAUCAAACUACUAAGCGACAGCUACAGGCAAAGCCCCCUGAUUACAAUGUUUAGGAUCAAGAAUUCAGCAUGUAGAUAACACAGGUUUUAAUGGAGAAUUAUAUAAUAUAUAAAUCUGAAAAUGAAAGAAAUUUGACAUUACAAGCCUAGUGUAAGUAGUCAAAUAUUAUAAUUUGAAUAUAUCAACAAAGUUGAAAUGGUAAAUUGGCCACCGUUACGA